Pelobates cultripes (western spadefoot toad) is the source of this 3194-nucleotide messenger RNA. NCBI's taxonomy places the organism in Eukaryota, Metazoa, Chordata, Amphibia, Anura, Pelobatidae. The record is from the annotation of a GenBank genome assembly.
AUGGCUGUGUUACUUACCUUCCAGGACCUGGCUGUGUUAAUGGCUGUGUUACUGACCUUCCAGGACCUGGCUGUGUUAAUGGCUGUGUUACUGACCUUCCAGGACCUGGCCGUGUUAAUGGCUGUGUUAAUGACCUUCCAGGACCUGGCCGUGUUAAUGGCUGUAUUAGUUACCUUCCAGGACCUGGCUGUGUUAAUGGCUGUGUUAUUUACCUUCCAGAACCUGGCUGUGUUAUUUACCUUCCAGGACCUGGCUGUGUUCCUGGCUGUGUUACUGACCUUCCAGGACCUGGCCGUGUUAAUGGCUGUAUUAGUUACCUUCCAGGACCUGGCUGUGUUAAUGGCUGUAUUAGUUACCUUCCAGGACCUGGCUGUGUUACUGGCUGUGUUACUGACCUUCCAGGACCUGGCCGUGUUAAUGGCUGUAUUAGUUACCUUCCAGGACCUGGCUGUGUUAAUGGCUGUAUUAGUUACCUUCCAGGACCUGGCUGUGUUAAUGGCUGUUUUAUUUACCUUCCAGGACCUGGCUGUGUUACUGACCUUCCAGGACCUGCCGCUGUGUUAAUGGCUGUGUUACUGACCUUCCAGGACCUGGCUGUGUUAUUUUACCUUCCAGGACCUUCGCUGUGUUACCGGCUGGGCAUUGGACCCCAGGACUCGCCGUGUUAACGGCUGUAUUAUUUUACCUUCUAGGACCUGCCGCUGUGUUAAUGGCUGUGUUAUUUACCUUCCAGACCCGCCAGCUGUGUUAAUGGCUGUGUUAGCUACCUCCUUUUGCGACCUGCCGCCAAAGUUAAUGGCCGUGUUAUUUACCUUCCAGGACCUGCCGCCAGUGUUAAUGGCUGUAAGUAUUUACCUUCCAGACCUGCUGUGUUAAUGGCUGCUAUUUACCUUCCAGGACCUGCCGCUGUGUUACUGGCUGUGUUAUUUACCUUCCAGGACCUGCCGCUGUGUUAAUGGCUGUGUUACUUACCUUCCAGGACCUGCCGCUGUGUUAAUGGCUGUGUUAUUUACCUUCCAGGACCUGCCGCUGUGUUAAUGGCUGUGUUAUUUACCUUCCAGGACCUGCCGCUGUGUUAAUGGCUGUUAUUUACCUUCCAGGACCUGCCGCUGUGUUAAUGGCUGUGUUAUUUACCUUCCAGGACCUGCCGCUGUGUUAAUGGCUGUGUUAGUUACCUUCCAGGACCUGCAGCUGUGUUAAUGGUUGUGUUAUUUACCUUCCAGGACCUGCCGCUGUGUUAAUGGCUGUGUUAUUUACCUUCCAGGACCUGGCUGUGUUAAUGGCUGUGUUAUUUACCUUCCAGGACCUGGCUGUGUUAAUGGCUGUGUUAUUUACCUUCCAGGACCUGGCCGUGUUAAUGGCUGUGUUAUUUACCUUCCAGGACCUGCCGCUGUGUUAAUGGCUGUGUUAUUUACCUUCCAGGACCUGGCUGUGUUAAUGGCUGUGUUAUUUACCUUCCAGGACCUGGCUGUGUUAAUGGCUGUGUUAUUUACCUUCCAGGACCUGGCUGUGUUAAUGGCUGUGUUAUUUACCUUCCAGGACCUGGCUGUGUUAAUGGCUGUGUUAUUUACCUUCCAGGACCUGGCUGUGUUAAUGGCUGUGUUACUGACCUUCCAGGACCUGGCUGUGUUAAUGGCUGUGUUACUGACCUUCCAGGACCUGGCUGUGUUAAUGGCUGUGUUAUUUACCUUCCAGGACCUGGCUGUGUUAAUGGCUGUGUUACCUUCAGGACCUGCAGCUGUGUUGUGGUUGUUAUUUACCUUCCAGGACCUGCCGCUGUGUUACUGGCUGUGUUAUUUACCUUCCAGGACCUGCCGCUGUGUUAAUGGCUGUGUUACUUACCUUCCAGGACCUGCCGCUGUGUUAAUGGCUGUGUUAUUUACCUUCCAGGACCUGCCGCUGUGUUAAUGGCUGUGUUAUUUACCUUCCAGGACCUGCCGCUGUGUUAAUGGUUGUUAUUUACCUUCCAGGACCUGGCUGUGUUAAUGGCUGUGUUACUUACCUUCCAGGACCUGCCGCUGUGUUACUGGCUGUGUUACUUACCUUCCAGGACCUGCCGCUGUGUUACUGGCUGUGUUAUUUACCUUCCAGGACCUGGCUGUGUUAAUGGCUGUUAUUUACCUUCCAGGACCUGCCGCUGUGUUAAUGGCUGUGUUAUUUACCUUCCAGGACCUGCCGCUGUGUUAAUGGCUGUUAUUUACCUUCCAGGACCUGCCGCUGUGUUAAUGGCUGUGUUAUUUACCUUCCAGGACCUGCCGCUGUGUUAAUGGCUGUGUUAUUUACCUUCCAGGACCUGCGGCUGUGUUACUGGCUGUGUUAUUUACCUUCAGGACCUGGCUGUGGUGUUAAUAGCUGUUAUUUACAGCCAGGACCUGCGGCUGUGUUGUGGCUGUGUUAUUUGCCUUCCAGGACCUGCCGUGUGUUGUGGCUGUUGUUACCUUCAGGACCUGCCCGGCUGUGUUAAUGAAGCUUGUGUUAUUUACCUUCCAGGACCUGGCUGUGUUAAUGGCUGUGUUAUUUUACCUUCAGGACCUGGCUGUGUUAAUGGCUGUGUUACUUACCUUCAGGACCUGCCGCUGUGUUACUGGCUGUUGUUACCUUCCGGGACCUGGCUGUGUUAAUGGCUGUGUUAUUUACCUUCAGGACCUGGCUGUGUUCAAUAUUGUGUUAUUUACCUUCAGGACCUGGCUGUGUUAAUGGCUGUGUUAUUUACCUUCCAGGACCUGGCUGUGUUAAUGGCUGUGUUACUGACCUUCCAGGACCUGGCUGUGUUACUGGCUGUGUUACUGACCUUCCAGGACCUGGCUGUGUUAAUGGCUGUGUUAUUGACCUUCCAGGACCUGGCUGUGUUAAUGGCUGUGUUAUUUACCUUCCAGGACCUGGCUGUGUUACUGGCUGUGUUACUGACCUUCCAGGACCUGGCUGUGUUAAUGGCUGUGUUACUGACCUUCCAGGACUUGGCUGUGUUAAUGGCUGUGUUACUGACCUUCCAGGACCUGGCUGUGUUACUGACCUUCCAGGACCUGGCUGUGUUAAUGGCUGUGUUAUUUACCUUCCAGGACCUGGCUGUGUUAAUGGCUGUGUUAUUUACCUUCCAGGACCUGGCUGUGUUAAUGGCUGUGUUAUUUACCUUCCAGGACCUGGCUGUGUUAAUGGCUGUGUUAUUUACCUUCCAGGACCUGCCGCUGUGCUAA